AAAUAAGUCGAAAAAACAGAUGUUUCAGAUGUUUGUGACGAAUUCCUCGAUAAUACAGUUAUACUCAUUAAGAUAAGGCCUGAUACAGUAGGUGUAACUCAAUGAUGUAAUACAUGCUGUCAGCAUGGCUCUGAAAACAGUUGUGUUUCGAUUCAUACAACAAAAGAAACUAGUGAAUUAUGCUCCAAUAAUAUUCCAGUGUGGAAAAUACCACAGUAAUAGUGAAGAGAGGCGAGGCUUCAGAAAAAAACUUGCUGUAGUGCUAUUUGGAUCUGUACUUGUUGGAAAAGUUGUGGCUGAUGAUGUCAUUAAAUCACAAAAUAACAUCAGUGAAAAGCCCACAAAAAAAGGAAGCAGUGAGGAUAAAGAUGGAGUCAUUGAGGCUGGGGCUAAGAAACCAGGCUUACCCGUGUACAGUGCAGAAGAAGUUAGCAAGCAUGACUCCACUGCCAGCUUUUGGGUGACAUACAAACACGGCGUAUAUGACGUGACGUCGUUCCUCCCCUCCCACCCGGGGGGAGAGCAGAUCCUGAACGCAGCCGGCCUUAGUAUAGAACCCUUCUGGAACGUCUAUGGGAUGCAUAAAACUAAGGAGAUAUAUACUCUGCUCGAGUCGUAUAGGAUAGGUAAUCUCCGAGAUGAAGACAUAGUGGACCACACGGACGACGAGAUGUGGGUAAAGGAGCCCGUUCGAGACCGCAGGCUUAUCAUCAAGACAGCCAAGCCGUUCAACGCCGAGAUACCCAUGAAGCUGCAAGUGGAACACUUCGACACACCCAACGAACUAUUCUACGUCCGUCAACAUAUGCCGGUGCCCGAAGUCGAGGCCGAGACGCACACACUCCGCAUCAACAUCGCGGGCCGCGACGACUCAGUCACAUUCACACUACAAGACCUGGCCAAGUUCCGGCAGGCGAGCGUGCGGGCCGCGCUUAUGUGCGCGGGGAAUAGGCGGAGCGAGAUGAAUAAGGAUUCAGUCACAUUUACACUACAAGACCUGGCCAAGUUCCGGCAGGCGAGCGUGCGGGCCGCGCUUAUGUGCGCGGGGAAUAGGCGGAGCGAGAUGAAUAAGCAGGUGAAGCCAGUGAAAGGUCUGAGUUGGCAGGGCGGCGCCAUCGGCAACGCGGUCUGGAGCGGCGUGUACUUGCGCGACGUGCUCAAACACUGCGGAGUGGAGAUGGAGGACACGCAAGGGAAACACAUCAUAUUCACAGGUUCGGACAUAGACGCGACCGGCCACAACUUCAGCACAUCCAUCCCUCUCCACAUGGCCGUUGACCCCAGCUCGCGAAUAUUACUGGCUACGCACAUGAACGGCGCCGUGCUGCCGCCGGACCACGGGUACCCGCUGCGCGUGGUCGUGCCCGGCGCGCCCGCGGUGCGCAGCGUCAAGUGGCUUGGUAGUACAGUCAUAGACAUAGACGCGACCGGCCACAACUUCAGCACAUCCAUCCCUCUCCACAUGGCCGUUGAGCCGAGCUCGCGUAUAUUACUGGCCACACACAUGAACGGCGCCGUGCUGCCGCCGGACCACGGGUACCCGCUGCGGGUGGUCGUGCCCGGCGCGCCCGCGGUGCGCAGCGUCAAGUGGCUUGAAUCCAUAACGAUAGGCGAGGACGAGAGCUCGUCCCACUGGCAUAAGCAAGACUACCGCUCCUUCAACCCGUCCAAGACUUGGGAGACCGCGGACUUUGCCACCGCACCGCCUGUUUAUAGUCUACCGGUGACGUCGGCUAUAUGCGACCCGGCGGACGGAGAAACGGUCAAGAUGAAGGAUGGCUGCAUAGAAAUUAGAGACUACCGCGCCUUCAACCCGUCCAAGACUUGGGAGACCGCGGACUUUGCCACCGCACCGCCUGUUUAUAGUCUACCGGUGACGUCGGCUAUAUGCGACCCGGCGGACGGAGAUACGGUCAAGAUGAAGGAUGGCUGCAUAGAAAUUAGAGGAUACGCGUACUCCGGCGGCGGCGCAAAGGUCCUCCGCGUGGACUUAAGCACGGACCGAGGCCAAUCAUGGGUGGAGGCCGAAUGUACGACAAGCGACGACGCGCCGCCGUACCACUACUCCUGGGCGCUGUGGACGGCGCGACUUCCAGCUAAGAGGGGAGAGAUGGAGCUAUGGGUGAAAGCGACCGACAGCAAUUUCAACACACAGCCGGAAAAGUUCGACGACAUUUGGAACAUCCGGGGCAUCCUCAGCAACGCCUACCAUAAAAUUAAGAUACAAGUAGACUGAUUACCUACUCCCCU
Messenger RNA from Cydia splendana, 2250 nucleotides. It is a transcript of the gene shop, whose product is annotated as sulfite oxidase, mitochondrial. Gene Ontology annotation, cellular component: mitochondrion. Gene Ontology annotation, biological process: sulfur compound metabolic process. Gene Ontology annotation, molecular function: molybdopterin cofactor binding; heme binding; molybdenum ion binding. NCBI's taxonomy places the organism in Eukaryota, Metazoa, Arthropoda, Insecta, Lepidoptera, Tortricidae. The record is from RefSeq and is a predicted model, not a curated record.